CGCUGUUGUCUUUGCGUGCCUGGUCUCUUUUUUCUGCCGCUGGUGCUUCCCGCUAUGCCUGAGCCGGCCAAGUCCGCUCCCGCGCCCAAGAAGGGCUCGAAGAAAGCGGUCACCAAGGCCCAGAAGAAGGAUGGCAAGAAGCGCAAGCGCAGCCGCAAGGAGAGCUACUCCAUCUACGUGUACAAGGUGCUCAAGCAGGUGCACCCCGACACCGGCAUCUCGUCCAAGGCCAUGGGCAUCAUGAACUCCUUCGUCAACGACAUCUUCGAGCGCAUCGCCGGCGAGGCGUCGCGCCUGGCGCAUUACAACAAGCGCUCCACCAUCACGUCCCGGGAGAUCCAGACGGCCGUGCGCCUGCUGCUGCCCGGCGAGCUGGCCAAGCACGCCGUGUCCGAGGGCACCAAGGCCGUCACCAAGUACACCAGCUCCAAAUGAGUCCCGCCCGGGACGCGGCGCUCGCAAGAGUCGUCGGACGCAUGGACCCCCCCCCCCACCCCCCCAAAGGCUC
Molecule: messenger RNA, 508 nt
Organism: Myotis daubentonii (Daubenton's bat)
Lineage: Eukaryota; Metazoa; Chordata; Mammalia; Chiroptera; Vespertilionidae
Product: histone H2B type 2-E
Cellular component (GO): nucleosome
Molecular function (GO): structural constituent of chromatin; DNA binding; protein heterodimerization activity
Source: RefSeq, a predicted model, not a curated record